AUUUAGUUCGCGGCCAGUCCAAUUCUUAUCAAUAAAAAAAAGCCAGUUCCAAGUUGCAAAAAAGUUCAUGGAUUAGCAACUGUAACAGUUUGAGCCAAGAUCUCCGCGUUGCCCACUCCAUUGGCCAUAUGCGAUAAUUGAUUUUCCCGUACAUAAUUUAUGACGCACGAAACUGACAGCCGACUUGUAGAUUAAAAACUGCCACUGACCAGCGGCAAUAAAUCUGUCCGUAUCGCUUUAUUAGAACGUUGGACAAUAAUGCCAGCUCCUGCUCCUUUUCUCCCCUCCAGCAGCCAAUCAUGCCGACCGCCUGCCAAGUAACGCUGCUCGCUGGAUGCCUGCUUCUGGCCAUGAGUUCGGUUCGGGCCCAGUUCUUCUACCACCAGGCGCUGGGUCUGCCGGUUGCGCACGCUUACGAACCGGCCAAUCCGUACCAGGGAUAUGCAACAGCCGAUGCCCAUCCCUCGGUGGUGCGAAAUGCCCAGUGGGAGUCUGAGUUGCCGGCUGAGCUGUCGAAGAGUGCGCGGUUCUACAAUGAUCCCGUGAUCGCUGCCAAUCUGGCCAAGGAAUCACUGCUCACGAAGAAGGAAAUGGCAGUGGUACAUCGUGAGGCGGAGAAAAUACCGCGCGAACAGGUGUACAAGCUCUUCAAGAACGCCGGCUAUCUGAGUAGCAGAUAGAACUCACGAUGCCAGAUGAGUUCCGUUCCCCACGUGCCUUGUUGUAUUUUAGCUUGUAAAUUGUUAAUAUAUUGUACAUAGUACUCUACAUAUUAAAUGUUUUUUCUAU
Molecule: messenger RNA, 789 nt
Organism: Drosophila melanogaster (fruit fly)
Lineage: Eukaryota; Metazoa; Arthropoda; Insecta; Diptera; Drosophilidae
Exons: 1
Coding region: 300-680 (126 amino acids)
Source: RefSeq, marked reviewed